This is a messenger RNA of Saccharomycopsis crataegensis, 201 nucleotides long. RefSeq lists its product as uncharacterized. The record is from RefSeq and is a predicted model, not a curated record. NCBI's taxonomy places the organism in Eukaryota, Fungi, Ascomycota, Saccharomycetes, Ascoideales, Saccharomycopsidaceae. The transcript has a single exon. The coding region runs from base 1 to 201 and encodes 66 amino acids.
AUGAACUUUACUAUUUCUUCAUACACUAGUCUAGUGAUGGGUACUUUUGGGUACGCUGUCUCACAACAGGUGUUUGCGAAUUCGCAUGUCAAACAACCUGGGGUGAAUGGAUGGAUAUAUGCCCCUUUGUUUUGUCAGUCGGCGUUCAUCCAUUCGGAUAUGAUUCCUGAUAUGGUUAUUAUUCUCUUAGUGGUUUCGUAA